Molecule: messenger RNA, 2756 nt
Organism: Hypanus sabinus (Atlantic stingray)
Lineage: Eukaryota; Metazoa; Chordata; Chondrichthyes; Myliobatiformes; Dasyatidae
Gene: tirap
Product: toll-interleukin 1 receptor (TIR) domain containing adaptor protein
Exons: 4
Coding region: 510-1196 (228 amino acids)
Biological process (GO): signal transduction
Source: RefSeq, a predicted model, not a curated record
UAAACACUGCACUAAAUUUUGUUUUUGUUUGUUCUAAUAGUAUUCUUUCUUUUGAAAAUUUUGUGUGACUUAUGUUCAUUUUUUCUUGCGGAUAUUGCUAUGUGCCUGAGGCGCUUCUGCAAAUAUGUGGAUUUGACAACAAACACAACUUUGACUUCGUUGUCCCGAGAUGCCAGGUCGGGAAAGUGUGUUUUCACCGCGUAACCUCCACCCUAAGCGAUUUCCGCUUUAUCAGGAAGUAGGUGCAACAGAGGCGAGGCGAGGGUUGACGUUGAUUGGAGUUUGUGCUGUGGCGGCCUCGGGGGGCAACGGCAAGACGCCCUAUUUCCUCUUCAGCCGAGAUGCAGAAUAUUUCUUUCAGGACAGAACUUCAUCGACUAAGUCACCAAGCUGCUGCAUUCGGACAAGACGAUCUUCCACUAGUAAGCAGAAGUGAAAGCUGGGGAACAAAUUGCCUCUAUUGACUAUUACACUUUGGUUGUGUGUAAUAGGGUCACACUCAGCAACAUAUGGCUCGGUUUUUUAGGUGGUUUGGAGACUUAAAGAGGAAUAAGAACCGAAAUCCAAGUCCUCAGCCAAGCGACACAGCAAAAAGUUCUUGUAAGAACUCAGGGUCCAGCUGCACCAGCUCACGGCCCAUUGCUGAUCCCACCGCAUCCCAAAGGUUUGACAGUAAAGCUCGUUGGAGUAAAGAGUAUGAUGUGUGCAUUUGCCAUGCUGAGGAUGACAUCGGCUAUGUGCAAGACUUGGUGUCUUUUCUGGAACUGCAUCCGCAAGGUCUGCGCUGCUUUCUGCAGCUCAGGGACUUGGCCCUAGGAGGUGCUAUCUGUACUGAGCUCUGCCAGGCUGUCAGGGAAAGCCAUUGCUGGGUCCUCAUUAUUACACCAAGCUUUCUCAAGGACCCCUGGUGUUGGUACCAGAUGCAACAGGCAUUGUCUGAAUCUCCCAUUGCCAAUGGGCGGGUUAUUCCAGUCCGGAAGCAUCUGGAGCAGAAGGAUUAUCCACAGGAGCUGCGCUUCAUGUUUGGUAUUGACGUCAGACUGGACAAAGAGAAUGGAUUCCAGAAGAUCAAGCAUGCUAUAUUAUGUUAUCUUAAGGAGCUCUGCAGGAAGGAUAGAGAGGAGCAGCGACGAAGGGAAAUUGAGAGCUGUGUGGAUACUGUCAGCAACACAACAGACUUGAACAGGACUUGCUGAACAUGUGAAGGCAAAUGCGCACGAUUCCACCAUCACUGAGUUGGGACACUGGAGACAGAGGAUUUAGUCCUAAUAUUUAAAAUCAAGAGCAUACACGUGCCAAUUUCCGUCAUGGUGUAUAUAACUGUCGGUGUGGAUUUGUCCAUUUCCUAGAGUUUGACCCUGGGAUUCGGGGUCCCUUCAUCGGCUAGCCCAGGUGUUGGUACUGAGGAUUGAAGUCCGAAAGUUGAUCAGACGAUGAAGCCCGAUGGCUGAGGCCUGGAUACUGCAGACUGGAGGCCUGUCCUGGAGUUUGCUUUGUUGCCUUUUGUGCUCUUUGUGGUGCUGAUGAGCAUUGUGAGCGUGCUCUGUUGGCACCGGAAUGUAUGCCAACACUUGCAGGCUGCCCCCAGCACAUCCUUGGGUGUGUUGGUUGUUAAUGCAAAUGACACAUUUCACUGUAUGUUUCAAUGUACAUGUGAUAAAUCUGAAUCUAAAUCUUUGUAAGUGUGUCUUUGUACAGUAUUUGCAUCUGGCUGUGUAUGAUUCUGUUUUUACACUCUAGGUUCAGUACUGUGCAAAAAGUCUUUAGGUAGAUAUAGCUAGGGUGCCUAACACUUUUUCACAGUACUGCAUUUGUCAACAUGCAGCGGAGAAUGAGUUUGUAAAUCUGGAAGGCGCAAAGGAUAUUGGGAAUGGUGAAGGUGCAGCACUAUGGGAGGAGUGUGAGGCAGGUGGCAGAUGAGUGCCAGGGAUGGGAGUGGGUGCACGCACGCAGAUACACCCAGCCAUGAGACACCAGGCAAGGUCAUUUGAUUCCAAACAAUUGAUUUAUUGAUCAUUGCAGAAUGUCUCCCUGGUGCUUCCUGCUCCCUCCCCUCUUCCCCCUUUUCCCCCUUUUCCCAAACAUGAUUUCCCCUCUCCCUGCCCCCUUCCCACUUUCAGUUCACAAUAGAGACCCAUAUCAGAAUCAGGUUUUUCAUCACUCACACGUCAUGAAUUUUUUUUGUGUAACGCAGUUCAGUGCAAUACCUAAAAUUUCUACAGUACUGUGCAAAAGUCUUCGACACCCUAGCUAUAUGUAUGCGCCUAAGACCUUUGCACAGGACUGUAUGUGGGUGCUUACUCUAAUAUUUUAUCUCUUUUGACAGUACUUCUCCCAGGCUUACAGAUAUUAAUUGAAAACUGACACAAGUUGAUCUUCGCACUGGAUUUCUUGUCUAUGUUGAGGCAAGGUGAAGUACAUGGUUGGACCUUUCAAGCUAUGGUUUUUUUAAUGGAGUUUUCCCUCACAUUUCUAGAGUUGUGAAAGGGCAGUGACAAGUGGGCUGUCACGUUGUGAUCAAAGAGAAAUUUUAUUUUUCUACAAUGUUCUUAUGAUUGGAGUUAUUGGUGCUUUAAAGGAAAUGAUUGGCAAAUUCAACUGUCAGUCACACCCAGAAAUGGUUAAGAUUGAUUUUAUCCAUGCAAGUUGUCAUAACAACUUCCUUCUGUUUAUGGAGAAAUAAUAAUUACUUUCAUAUUCUGUAAUUUUGGCCUUGAGAUCUGUUGUCAAUUAAAGGGAUCAGAUAAAACACAGCA